Molecule: messenger RNA, 1943 nt
Organism: Pelagomonas calceolata
Lineage: Eukaryota; Pelagophyceae; Pelagomonadales; Pelagomonadaceae
Source: the annotation of a GenBank genome assembly
CCGGGUCCUGCGCCGAGGCGGAACGCCGUCGGUGCCCGCCCGCCGCCGCCGAAGACCGCCGCCGAGCCGUCGACGAGAAAGUAGUGGAGCUGUGCCCGCGUCCGCGCGCUUUCGUCGUCGACGACCUCGUAGACGAGGACGUCGGCGGCUGGGCUCACCUCUAGGCUGCCCAUAUGAUCCUCGCUUUCUUUGCUACUACUCGUUGUGUGGACGGGGCAUGUUAUCCCAACCAACUAUGCUCGUCGCCACCGCGGUGCAGACACUCUCGGAGGAGUUCCCGGGACUCUGCACCGUGGUACCAAGUACUUGGACUACCGUACCUACGGUACCGCAGUAGGUAGCGACUCAGUGCUGCGGUGCAAGCUGGUAGGCCACUCGAACAUCAAACGCUACAAGCUCAAGCGCAAGCUCAAGGCCGCCGUCUUCGCGAUUAUCGCCGAGCACCGUUUUCUCGCGUCCAUUGCGCGCGCGAACCCCGCCCGAUGCCGAGGCGCGAGCGAGAGCAAGACCCGCCGGUGGACGCGUGUUGCGGGCCACGCCUGAAAAGGGUGCCGCUCGACAAAUCAUUGGGAGAGUCGUCGCGUCCGACACCUGUGCCCUCGGAGCUGACGAGGGCCGUCCGCGGCGCGUCCGUCCACGACGGCCUGGGUCGGCUCAAACUUCUCACGCCGCAUGCCACGCACGACCUCAGGCUGGAGCCCGUCGAGCGCGACUACAUGGUUGGAUGGCAGCUGGGCAAGGGGAGCUUCGGCACCGUUUUUGUCGCGCUCUCGCGCGCGAACCGACGCGACGUCCGCGCGGUCAAGGUCAUCGACCUCGGCCACGCCGACGCGCGGACGAUCUCGAAGCUCGCGGUCGAGGUCCGGACGAUGCGCCGCGUCGACCACCCGAACAUCUGCCGGCUGGACGACUGCUACUUGCACGAGAAGAAGUUUAGCAUGGUCAUCGAGUACUGCAGCGGCGGCGAACUCUUCGACCGGAUCACGGCGAAGGAUCAUUACUCGGAGCGCGAGGCACGCGUCGCGUUCAGUGCGGAAAUCAACCAGUGCGUCAGGCCGGCCUGGAGGUAUUAUUUAUUAUUCUGGCAGCCUCGACGCAGCACGAGAGUGCUUGGCGUCCUCGCACGAUGCGUCUUAGGCUUAUUCACCCGAACGUUUGAUUUCCGCACAGGUCGCGUUCGCACAAAUGGUCGAGGCGGUCGGCCACUGCCACCGCCACGAGGUCGCGCACCGGGACUUGAAACCCGAAAACGUACUCUACGCGGGCCCGGAGGGCACUCGAAGCGCGCACGUCCUGAAGGUCUGCGACUUUGGGCUCAGCACGACGUUCGGCGGCGGCCACCACGACCUGCACCGCAAGGUCGGGACGCCGGGGUACGUCGGCCCAGAGGUCUUGACGGCGACGGAGGAGCGAGGAUAUGGACCGGAGUGCGACCUAUGGUCGCUCGGUGUCAUCCUGUACGUCAUGCUCAGCGGGACGAUGCCUUUCUACGGGCGGGACAAGGCCGAGGUGUACCGGAACACGUGCUCGGGCGCCUACGCCGUCGACGGCCCCGAGUUCGCGCAGAUUUCGCACGACGCCGUCGGCUUGAUCCACCAGCUGCUCGUCGUCGACCCGGCGCGGCGCCUCACGCCGGACGGCGUGUUCGCACACCCCUGGAUGGCCAAGGACCACGUCGUGAACACGAUUCAUCUCGCUCACUUCUCGCCGAACAUCAAACGCUACAAGCUCAAGCGUAAGCUCAAGGCCGCCGUCUUCGCGAUUAUCGCCGAGCACCGUUUUCUCGCGUCCAUCGCGCGCGCGAACCCCGCCCGAUACGCGACGGAGGCCGCGCGCGUCGCCAAGAAGCACUCGUCCUCCGUCUUCUCCCCCCUCGGCGAGCUCGCGAACGCGAACGGCGACAAGUGACAAUAAAGGGAUAUGUUGCGAACUAACUAUGAGAG